CCAGCACAAUGCCUCACUUCACAGAUGAAAGCCCCACAAACCAACACGUCUCAUCUCUUGCGACUGACGCUCUUAAAGCCGCCCAGCUCGCCCAGCGACCUAAUCGCCGUGGGGCUCAUGUCCUCGUCAUUCUCCGCCUCAUCGAUCUCGCCAGUGAGCAGCAGCCUCGGCGGGGCGGCAUUUUCGGCCUGUGUCCACUCAGAGGGGACGGGCAGCAUGCCAGUGAGGGCUGUCCGGCCGGGGCUGUAUCGGCUUGUGUAUAGCGCCACAUGCACUGAGAGGGCACCCUGCACGUAAGAUGGCUGCCGAUUUGCCGUCGGUGGAAGCAGCUUACGAACCAGCCCGUCAAGAGCACCUGUCGAGACAUCACCAACAGGUUCCCGUGUCCACUGUGCGUAUGUUCCCGUGUCCUUUGCCCGUCCGCCUACCAUUGUCGUGCAUUUGUCGGAGCUGCCGUGCCGUCUCGGGUGGGAAUGUGUCGAUGAGAGUCACAACGAUGUCCGUCGCCUCAGCAAUCGUCAUGAACGACGGGCUCGCGUCGGUGGGCGGAGGCGGCAGCGGUAGCGUGAUCAUGUGAUAUGGCACGAGGGUGGCCUGGAUGGAAUGGGGCGGCGUCGAUGACGAGGGAGCGAUGGGUAGGUUGAGCGAUCCCCGGAGCGCCUCGAGGCGUCUGACGAGGGCGUUGAUGGAGUCCUGAAGGCUGAGCACCAGCUGGUAGUUGUGGCCGAUCAUCACAAGCGCCUCUGCUAUGGUGAGGGUCGUCUGGCUGUCGACGUGAUGCGUCCACUAAUCAGCAAGAGCACAAAAGACCCACAUCGAUUUCUCGGCAAAGACUGUGUGUCUUUUUUCUAUUCUCACCUUGACGCAGCCAUCGAGUAUCUCCAGAGCCUGCUCAGCUGGUACAGCCACAGCCAGCCUCAGCUCACUUUUCUCGCCCUCUGGUUGUUGGUCCUGCUGCCCGGCCAUGAGGUUCUUCUGCUGCCAGUAUGACAUACGCCUGGCGGCCUCGUAAUCCUUGGCACGAUCAGCCGUGCCCUUGGCAUGCUUGCUGUGGCCUGGACUGACGCUGCUCGCGUGGGGACUCACCAACGGCUCCGGGCCUUUCUUCUGCAGCAAGGAGGGAUGAUCCGGGCAGGGGCGUGCGGCUAUAUGUGUGUUCUCGUCAAUGCAUACAUACCUCUGCAAUGUGGUAGAAAUUGACUUCAUCCGGAAGGUUGUCGUCAUGGGUGAAGAGCAUCUGCUCAAUCCUGUAGUGCGGCAGGUGGUGUCGCCACACAUUUCUGACAGAUGCAUACAAGCACACACAUGUAUCUGCCCUUCUCCGUGUGUCUUGUGCGUGCGCGUGCACACCUGAUGAAUCGCUUUCCGGACAUCCACACAGUGUCUUCGUUCGCCACGCCAGCGCGGAUGCGCAGAUAUGCCUCGAUAACAAUGGCUGCAGCCACAGAGGGGUGCGUUCUUCAUGUCUCGCUGGAUGGCCGGGCGAGUGGGUGCUGUCUGUAUCGCUCACUCAAUCACUCACCGAGCAAUAGGUUGAGCAUGAUGAGUGCCACCAAGGUCCCGAACAGCCACAUGAAUAUCAUGGUGUUGGUCUUGGUCCCCUCAUCGCCCAGCCAGCUCCAGUGGAACCAACCCAUCACCAACUGACAACAUGCACACACGAGGCAGACAGGCAGAGACACCAUCUAUGGCACCAUGUCCGUCUCCUAAGUGCUGGUCUCACCAGCAGGCAGGACGAGAGACUGGCGUUGAUGUCGCGGAAGUAGGAGAUCUUGUAGCCGAAGAGCACCAUGCCAGAAAAGCAAAAUCUGCACAAACAGCACGAGAAGGCUCGGUUGAGCGCGUAGAGACAGCGUAGUCACGUACGCGAAGAAGAUGCAGAAAAAGACGAUGGCCGGGUGAAAGGCGUCCCUGAUGGAUGCAGCCAGAGUACGCGUCACCACCGACAACAUCGGCUGCUUCCGAAAGGCGUUAAAGAACCUGACAAAUGAAGAGAGAAAAGUAUCGAGACAAAGAGCCGCACCCGUCUCCAUGAGUAUGUGAGAAAGACUGACCGCAUUCCCAUCAAGACGGCAGCAACGGAGACCAGCGUGCGGUGCUCAGUCACAUGGAGUAUCAGGUCCUGCAGGCAUCCGUAUCAGUAAUGCAGGCCAGCAACACCCAGGUGUCCGCCUAUGUUACCUCUAGUGCGUCCAUCGACACUUCGAGCUUGUCGUACAUCUUUGGGGAGUUGGGCUCACUCUCGGCCAGCUUUGUGAAGUCGAUGAGGUGCUUGAUGGCACCGUGGUCUAUCAUCACCACCACUGCCCAGUCGUAUAUCGCAUACGCACUGAUGCCAACCACCAGCCAAUCCAAAAAAUUCCUGCAAUGGACACACACCCAGUGUGCACAUGUGUCUGCCAGUGAGGUCCUGGUGUCCUGCGCACCAGAAGUCUCCGGCGUAUAGCUUGAAGCCGGUCCAGUAGCCGUAGCUCCACAUGUUACUCGACAGCUCCAUCCCCUUCGAGUAGGCGAAGAACAGGAAACACGCCGCGAACAGCGCAUCCAGGAAAUAGGCCCACUCGCGGCCACGAUAAGGGUCAGACUGACGCACACAAGUCCACAUAUGAAGGGAACAAGACGGACUGUGGCGCCAGUGCUCUUGGCAGUUACCUGCACCGUGUCGAGCUUGAGAGUUGGCUUCACGCUGCCGCCGCGGAAGAAAUCGAAGGUGACACUCAGCUUCGCAAAGAGACCCAGCUCACCUGCGCGAUUGACACAAUCGUGACUGCUGCGAUUUGUCCCUUUCUUCUUUCUUGUUUACCGUUGUACAUGAAGACAGCAACGUCUACGCUUUUGGUUGAGAGGUCGACCCACCUGGCCUGCACCAGAUAGUCGAUGCGCCGCCUGAGCAGCGACACCGGCAUGUAUGUCGGCAUGAAGAACCUGUACUCGCCGUUGGUCCUGGCCUGCGCCCAGACGCACACGGAUACGAACAUGAAAAAAACGAAUGCAGGUAAGCUGAAGCCGCCCAUGUCUUUGAGUGCGUGCUGACUUUGAACCCCUCUCCCUCCUCGCCAACGCCGAAUGGGCCCAACUCGCCCACUGGGCCAAACGAGAUGGCCGUGGAGUUGUCGAAGUAGUACGCCUUGCUGGUCGUCAUGGGGUCGUGGCAACAAGUCUUCGAAUUGGAACAGCGGAAGAUCCUGACAGUGAGCAGCAGAACCUGCGUCGCUCCGUCCUUGUGCUGGUGUCAUUGAUUUACUCACUCGUCGAGGUCUGGGUUGAUGCACUGGUUGUCCUUGCUCCUUCUGAGAAUGAGAUUGACGCCGCCGACGAUCUGGUUGUAUCGCUCGUACCGCCCCCACUGUGACUGAGGCAGCUCGUUGCCAAAGGCAUCUGUCUGGCGGAACAGCGUGUUGAUCAUUCCCACCCUCAACCACUGCCAAAACUACACACACGUGAGAGACACACAGACAGACAGACAGACAGACACGUGGGCAAGUGUUGUCUCCAUGUAUGGUUGCUUACUUCGUCUUCUGUGUGGAUGUUCAAAAGCGUCUUUCCCUCGUCGAACUCCGACUCGCGAACACCACCCGCGAUGCUGCAGCCAACCAUCCAUCCAUUUAAAUCCAAGCAACAGGGCGCAAGUAUGUAUUGGGGAUGGUUACGUCUGCUCGACUGAGAAUAUCUGUGAUAUGUUCUCAUGGCCCCACACCACCAGCACGAAGGCGAUGAAGAACAGCAACUGAGACACAGACCCACCCACACACAGACUCAUCGACCGUUUGAUCCUCUGUGUCUCGUGCUGUACCGCGAAGGGCAAAAAUCGCACUGCUUGCUCCUCAUUCUUGUGAUGGUGGAUGUAUCAUGGGAGACAGGCAAUUAAUCGCGCAUACCAAUCAGCCUAUGUCACAAUGGACUCCUACACGUCCACAGCUCUUACCGCACGGAUCUGGACGAACCUGCACGACGGACAACAGACCAACAAAAUUGCUUACUCCUCCGUGUCUGCACAUCGAUCCGUGAGUCUGCUUCUGACUUGAAAAGGUCUUCCUUUGGCACCGUCCCCGUGUAUGCGUCAAGGGGUGGCAGCUUCUGCCUGCCCCGACGCCCCACACUCGAACCAACGCUCCCCCGCCGAUGCUCGUGAGCACCCACAGGCUGACCAGUGACCUGCAUGUGCAGAGAUAAGGAUGAACAGGCACGUGUGUGCAGACUGAUGCACGAUGUCAUAAUGAUUGCGCACCGGGUGUGAGACGACGGAACAUGCAUCACCGAGAUCACUGAGCGGUGCGGUGCCAACGGUGCCCUUCUUCUGGGCGAAGGACCUCGACAAGUUGUCCCUCGUCUUUCGGCACUCCACGUACUCGGCAAACUGCUCCUGCGUGAGCAAAGGGAGGAAUGAAGUCAGUAGCGGAGGGCACGACCUGAGUCGGGGUACUUACCUCAGCCGAAUGGAGCGAGCGGUGGUGGGGCACGAUGAAGCUUGCUGCAGCGAACUCCGUCAUCCUGCGAGACUGC
Vitrella brassicaformis is the source of this 4503-nucleotide messenger RNA. NCBI's taxonomy places the organism in Eukaryota, Vitrellaceae. The record is from the annotation of a GenBank genome assembly.